AUGGAGCAUGCGGCUUUUGACGACGGCGUAUAUGCAGGUUUGAAGAAGGUCUUUGUACGAGACGACGGAGUGAGCGUAACGUUUCUGAAGAUGCUGUAUGAAAGAGACAAUGGAGACAUCGUAGAAGUGAGACAUGGAGUUGACGGACCAGCGACCGAGUUUAAAUUUGAGUACCCGGAUGAAUACAUAACAUCGGUGGCGUGGACCAAGGGGAUAUACAAUUCCCUGAGGACGCUUGUCUUCAAAACUUCAGAAAGGAGAACCUCUCCUACCUUUGGUUUGCAGGGUCCGGAGGAGAUACCUAGAAAUGUCAAUGAAACUACAGCUCGACGUGGAGCAGCGGUUGUUGGAUUCAAGGGAAGAUUCAGUGAUGUACUACUGCAAAUCGAUACACACCUCGGUCCUCGUCCCCCGAGAAAGCUAGAAGCAGAAGGCGGGACUAAAUUAGGAGAGGAAUGGGAUGAUGGUAAGCACCAGAACGUGACGAAGAUACGAAUGGGACGCUGUCCGCGAGGGUUGGCUUUCAUACAAUUUCAUUACAAAGACGGCACGGACCUUGUACACGGAGCGGGUCAUGGGAUCAGUCGUGGAGCUCCAUUUGCUAUAGAAGAGUUUGAUAUCGAUCAAAACGAUCACAUCGUUGGCGUUGAAAUUUACAGCGAAAAAGUCAGGAAAGACGAAGAGGGCGGCGAAUUCAUUGCUGCUCUAUGUUUCAAUACACAGAAAGGAAAAAGUAGUGGGUUCUACGGAGCGCCGGCGAAAGGAAAAAAAAAGACCAUCUCUGGCCACAAAAUUGUAGGGUUUCACGGACGGUCGAGCAACAGAUGGUUAGUGUCUCUUGGAGUGAGAAUAGCCUACCCCCCUGCUCCGUAG
Molecule: messenger RNA, 873 nt
Organism: Microthlaspi erraticum
Lineage: Eukaryota; Viridiplantae; Streptophyta; Magnoliopsida; Brassicales; Brassicaceae
Source: the annotation of a GenBank genome assembly